UCGUGCGAGAUCAGUAAGGUUACAUCCAAAACAUAAACUAAGGUUAUUGCAUGUUUCAUAAAAUGCAAAAGUUAUACUCGCAAUUGCCAGACAACAAUUCCAUGCAUACAACACCAUAGGUGUUAGUUAAUCAUUGACGGCUGGGUUACAUGACCAAUGCUGCCAACGUCACGACAACUACACUUGCAGCCGCCACCGCGGCGCUAGAGGCGACGGUGGUCACGGGUUUAGCCGUCGUGGUAGCCACAGGUUUGACCGUGGUGGCGUUGGCAGCUGCACCAGUGGACGCCUUGGCAUAUGCGUACAUGUCCUUGAGGCCCCAGUUGAACUUGGCUGUGCUGACGACGCUGCCCCCUUCAACGGGAAAGUCACAGGGAGGCGAAAUCGCCUUGACCUGGACGACAACGCCGUCCCACCACACCGUGCAGGACUUGGUGGCCACGACUUUGGCGAUGUCCGCGUCUUUCGGAGGCGCCGUUAGUUCAAUGGGGACGCCAGAGUCCGUGGAGCACACUUGCAUUUCAGGCAUGAGGGCGCCCAAGGCAAACACCGUCAUCACAGAUUCCACGCAUUUCUUGGACACGUCUUGUUGGGCGGACGCGCUGGCCACAAGGGCGGCAGUGAACAGGACACGGGACUUCAUGGGGAGAAUUGGACAAUGAACUCCGAGUUGGAGCUGCGUUGUUGGUACGUGAGUGGCUACGUCGUGAGGACGUGGCUACAACCGCCCGCAAGUUCCAUAAUCAA
Molecule: messenger RNA, 747 nt
Organism: Aphanomyces astaci
Lineage: Eukaryota; Oomycota; Saprolegniomycetes; Saprolegniales; Verrucalvaceae
Exons: 1
Coding region: 150-662 (170 amino acids)
Source: RefSeq, a predicted model, not a curated record